Paramuricea clavata is the source of this 807-nucleotide messenger RNA. The record is from the annotation of a GenBank genome assembly. Lineage: Eukaryota; Metazoa; Cnidaria; Anthozoa; Malacalcyonacea; Plexauridae.
AUGUCGGAGAAGUUAACAGAGAAACAACAAAAGACUUUAGAGUCGCUUUUAGAUUCUAAACUUGAAAUUAUUACCGAUAAACUUUGUGAAAUCGACAGGAAGGUUGAAGACGCCUCGAAAUCUCUCUCCUUCCUUAGUAAUAAAGUGGAUGACGCAUUAAGUAAACUGAAGAAACUAGAAGAGGCCAAGAAAGUUUCCGAUAAGGAGAUCGUAAAGCUAAAAUCGGACCUAAAAGUCGCCAAAGAUUGUCUACACACGUAUCAAGCAGCUCUAAAUGAUCUUGAGCAAUAUUCUCGUAGGGAAUGUCUGGAGUUACGUGGUAUACCUGUAAUAAGUAGAGACAUUUCAAGAGAGAAUACAGAAGACAUUGUAAAGCAUGUAGCAGAUUGUAUUGGUGUUGAAUUAUGCUCAGAUGACAUUUCGAUCUGUCAUCGUUUGCCUGUUAAUAACAUGCCGGCGCAAAUGGAGACUCGAAGCAGUUAUAAAAGACGACCAAUGAAUCCUACUAUUAUUGUUAAGUUUGUUAGAUGCAAGAAAUGCAAAGAAUUCUACCGAGCACGAAAUAUACUUCGAGGGAAAACUGUUAAUGACCUAAAUCUUAAUCUCAAUACCGGUGAAAGAAUGUUCAUUGCAGAGAGCCUGACAAGAGCAAAUAAAGUGUUAUUUAGUAAAGCUCUACAAGCAAAGAAGGAUCGUCACUUCAAGUACAUUUGGACCUCCCAGGGGAAAAUAUUUAUGCGCAAGGAAGAUUCCACUAAUGUCAUUCAAAUCAGCUGUGAGAAGGAUAUUGAAUCUAAAAUUCAUUGA